GCUUCACGCUUGCUUUUGCAACCUCCCGUGCUCCCCUCCAGCCAUCUCGUGCAGUGUAACGAUUGCUGCCUUCGCCAGACAGCAGAAGCAAACUCCUCUGUGUUGGCCAGAUGAUUGCUUCACUAAUUUUCCCUCGUACUAAUCUCACCUGGAGCCCAGUGAGCCAAUAUGUCCAGCAGCAGCGGAUACGACACCGACACCUCGUCAGAGGCCGAGACGAUGCUCGGGCCCGUGCUUGAGUGGUACUCAAAGAUCUACAGUCGGCGCGUGGACAUUGUCGGCGAUUACGCUGGCAGCGAGCUCUUCCUCAUCGAAGGCGACUCUCUUCUCUUGCAUUGCUUCAGCGACGAGCACAUCGACUUCCAUCCUGGCUUUCAAUUGCUUCACGCCACUUGGGCCGUUGAAAAAUUCCUGCAAGGGUUAGUCUCGCGACGAUGCAACUUCCAUGUCGCCUUCUUCGACCAGCACCGCGAGCUUUGCGUGCCCCCGUUCCGUUCGCCUGAAGCGCGAGAGAAAUACCUUCUCGCAAGGCCUGCCAUCAUCCGGCAUCUCUCCACCCACCUGAAGCUCGUCCACCCGCAAAUCGAGGUCAAUGUGUUCCCUUCCGUCUCCUCGACUGCGUUUGCGCACUAUCUCCGGACCACAGAUCUGUACUUCAUCAUGUGUCAUGAUGGAGCUUCCUCAGGAGCCUUGCGCAGGAGGAAUAUCUUGAGCAAGAGUCUCAACGCCUUUGAGGAUGAGGAUGAAGACGAGGACGAGGAUACCCAGGAGGACGUGCUACGGACGAAGACAACCUUCCGCCAGCUCAUAUAUUGGUUCAUGCAGCGCGGCCACUCGGUGGUAUUGAUCAACGGACUGGAAUGGCGAGACACAAAGGCGGUAGCAACUGUGUUGGAGAAGCCUCCUCGAACUGAGAACAGCAUUUCAUUGACGAUCGAUUCCAUUAGCACAGCUGCGAAGGAGCCGCGCCCGCAGUUUCUAACUCGUUCUAUCUUCGAUACUGUCAAAGCCAAUAUCAACCACGAGCUGACCGAGCGUCAAUACCUCACCCUCCUUGUUCUGUCGAUGCUUCAGUCCGAGGACAAGACCACUGGGAAGUUCUCGAAUGCUUUUCUACGCCAUACGGCGUUGCUGGCACAGCUACGCUUGUCUGAACGACUCAUCGAGGUCUCGGAUCUCAGCAAUUCAGACAGUGCAUCUGUAUUGUUGUUCUGUGAGGAAGCCACCACAGUGCUCCACUCGGCGGCAUGGGCAGGAAACAUGCGAGCUUGGCAAUGCGACUGCGAUGUCGCCGAUCUUGUUGACGGUCGGCUGCUUGCCGCGUGCUUACGCGACGCCUCGAUCGGCCGCAACGAAUAUAGUCAAUCGCUAUUGCGGGUCCUAGCGUCGCUCGGCGCCAAUGGCAUUUCGGAUGAGACGGAGGUCGUAGAUUCGAGUGAAGGACGAACCAAGAAAGUCACGCAGGUCGAACCGCCUUCAUCGGAUUCUUAUGCUGUCCUGCCUUUCUCCAACAGCAUAUUUGACGAUCAUCUCGCGCCGGUUCAUCUCGCCGAAGAUCAAACAGGGGAUAUCGCCGACGCUACUUCUACAAAUAUCUUCCGGGAAGUGACUCAUUGGCACAACAGCAAACGUCCACUCGACCCAAAAUUGCGAGAAGACCAAAUUGCGCGAAAUCAAAAGCAGCAAUUUUUCGCGCGCCGGCGCAACCAAUUCUUCAUGGCCGAAAUGACAGCAUACGCUGCUAGUCUCACGAAUGCGGUCGGGAAAGCGCUGGAGCCUGAAAUCAUAGCGUCUGGCGUGAAGUCCGAAAAGAAGGAUGAUCACACGAAGCCCAAGGGUAACCCCAAAGCCAAUAAGAAGGCAGCGCCGACGAAGAAAGAAGCAAUGCUAGCCGAGAUUGCAGCAAAGAAGAGUCGCAAGGAUGAAGCAAGUUCGGAGACCCUUCUUCAAGGCUGGCGCUCAACCUGCGAUGCCUUGAAUCGCGAGCCUACCCCAGUCAUCCAGUUUCGAAAGGCCAAGCAAUACCUUUCCACGCUCAACACAGAGUUGAAGCGGAAUGCUCUCGAGGCCGAAGUGCGGCUCUACAUGCUCAACGCUAUUAUUUCCAUGUGGGUAUCCGCUUGCCGGGAUGACGAAAAGACGAACCACAUGCCCAUCGCCGCUCUCAUUUUCGACAACGUCAACACGCUCUCGAAGUCGGGUAAGCCAAUCACGAAGACCAUUGCGAAUUGCCUUGAGAAGACCCUGAAAUAUCUCUCGUUACCUAAGUUACGACUUCCAUCGCCGGAAGGGGAUCGAGCGUUGGCUUUCAAGUUCAUCCUGAACGACCCUCCCACCGUUUCGCUAGCUUUGCCUAUCCCGCCCGACAGCUUCCAAUUGCUCCAUUGUGGACCAUACUUUGAUCGGAACAUAGACUCGGGGCCCGAUCCUCGCGUUCCAUUUGAGCCAGAUGCAUGGCAACGAAGAGUCCUUGAUGAGAUUGAUGCGAGGCGCAGCUUGCUCGUCAUCGCGCCCACUUCGGCCGGAAAGACAUUCAUCUCUUUCUACGCUAUGAAGCAAGUCUUGGAGUCGAACGACACCGACAUCCUGGUAUAUGUGGCCCCUACUAAGGCGCUAGUCAAUCAAAUCGCCGCCGAAGUACAAGCGCGGUUCUCGAAAUCGUACAAAUACGGAGGCAGCUCUGUGUGGGGUAUCCAUACACGGGACUAUCGCAUCAACAACCCAACAGGAUGUCAAGUUCUUGUUACGGUGCCCCACAUCCUACAGAUCAUGCUCUUGGCUCCAUCAAACGCCAAUUCUUGGUCCAAACGGAUCAAGUGGAUUAUCUUUGACGAGGUGCACUGUAUCGGUCAAGCAGAGGAUGGCUUGAUUUGGGAACAGCUACUACUUAUGGCUCCUUGUCCGAUCAUUGCGUUGUCCGCUACCAUAGGCAAUCCUGACGAGUUCAGUGCGUGGCUUACCUCAACUCAACGAUCGCUAGGUAACGAUCUCGUCAUGGUACAGCAUCCGCACAGGUACUCUGAUCUACGCAAGUUCGUCUACGUCCCGAAACGACCAUUGCGAGUUGGUUCUGCCUUGCCAACACAAGGUGGCUCCGGACAACAGCAGCGAGGCAUACAAUCUGAGACCCGGUUCGAGUUCAAAGGCCUACCCGAGAUUAGCGCAUUCGCCCAGUUAGGGUUGGACGACCGCGAAGACUUUGCCUUCCUCCAUCCGGUAGCGAGUCUCAUCAACAGGGCCCGCGGCAUCCCCCACGAUUUUAGUCUCGAAGCGCGGGACUGCUUCACGCUUUGGCAGAGCAUGUCCAAACAUCAAACAGCCGCUUAUUCGCUUGACAAAGCCCUAGAUCCCACGUCUGCACUUCCCGCUAUUAUCAAGAAGGUCGACAUCAUUCGCUGGGAGGCUUCACUUAAGGCAGUGCUUCGUGACUGGAUGGCAGAUGUCAACUCGCCUUUCGAUGCUGUCUUGAAAGACCUCAGCAGCCCACUGAGGAGGUCACAGAGUCGCUUAGAGAGAGGAGAAGCAACCGAAAAAGGGAAUGACCUGGAUAUUGAGCAGAAUGAGAUUGGAAACGCGCACGACAUCAACAGUAUUCUACCACUCCUUGCGAAUCUCCAUGAGCAAGAUGCGCUUCCAGGGAUCAUCUUCAACUAUGAUCGUGGCCUCUGCGAGAAGAUCUGUCAGACCUUGAUGACCCAACUCGAGACGGCAGAGGAAGUGUGGAAGGAAUCGAGCGCAAAGUGGAAAGCUACGUUGCACAAAUGGGAGGAAUACAAAAAGGUCAUGGUCAAGGCAGGCAAACGCGGACCGCCUAAGCUGCCGAAGAAGAAAGGUGCUGCGGGAGAAGAUGCCCUCACCAAGGAAGACGUAAUGAGAGACGCUGCCAACAAUGAAGCUAGUCCAUGGGCUUCAUUUGAUCCUAACAAACCGGUCGACGGGUUUCACUUCGCCGAUGACAAGAGGCUGUCACACGGCGAUUUGGCUGUCUAUGAGAAGGAACUUCGUCGCCGAGAAGUUCCAGAAUGGCUGCUUAGUGCCUUAAGGAGAGGGAUUGGUGUCCAUCAUGCUGGCUUGAAUCGCAAAUAUCGCCAGGUGUGCGAGAUGCUCUUCCGGAAGAGAUAUCUACGUGUAGUCGUCGCCACCGGAACUUUGGCGCUGGGUAUCAACAUGCCUUGCAAAACUGUGGUCUUCUCGGGAGACUCAGUCUUUUUGAGCGCCCUCAACUACCGGCAAGGCGCUGGUCGUGCCGGUCGCCGAGGCUUCGACAUGCUUGGGAACAUCGUGUUCCAUGGAAUCUCACUGAGCAAGAUCCACCGCCUCAUCAGCUCUCGUCUGCCCGACAUCAAUGGUCAUUUUCCGAUCACAACGACCUUGGUACUCCGUCUUUUCACGCUCCUGCAUGAUUCGAAGAACUCCUCUUUUGCCAUUCGAUCGGUCAAUGCGUUACUUUCUCAGCCCAGACUUUAUCUCGGGGGCGAGGAGUCGAAGAUGACGGUUCUCCAUCACCUCCGCUUCUCGAUCGAAUAUCUUCGGAGACAAUUCUUGCUGGACUCCCAUGGCGCGCCACUGAAUUUUGCCGGAUGUGUAAGCCAUUUGUACUUCACGGAGAAUUCGUCGUUUGCGUUCCAUUCUCUGCUGAAAGACGGGUACUUCCACCAGCUGUGCACAAACGUUGAUACGAACCGGGAGAGCGUUCUCCGAGAGCUUAUUCUCGCAAUGGCGCAUCUAUUUGGUCGUCUUUACUGUCGCCAAGCCGACGAAGAGUUUGUGGAGCAAGUCGUGAAGCGGAGUCCAUCGAUCGUCUUCCUACCUCCGAUGCCUGAGCUUGCGGCCGGGAUCUUGCGUACACACAACCAGUCGACCCUGGAGAUCUACAAGGCCUAUGUUCGCACCUUCGUCGAUCAACAUCUUAAGGAGCCUGACGCUGCCCUACCGUUGACCCAGUUCAAGAUAUGCGGCCAGAAAGGCUCUAGUCCAGCUACCGGUCUGCCGCAGCGCACCCCAACCAAUGUCCGUUCUCCUUUCGUCGCACUGUCCGGGCAUGAUGAUGAAUUUGAAUCGAUCCACGACCUCUGUGCAACUAUUCGCUCCGGAGUCUUCCUGGAGGAAGCGGUGGUGCCGUACGUCGGCCUCUACCCCGAGGAGUCCGAGAUGCCACUCAACGCCUACCUAUACGACUUCUUCAUGCACGGAGACGUCACAGCACUUGCGGCAGCAAACCGAAUCCGGAGCGGAGACGUCUGGUACGUGCUGAAUGACUUCUCAAUGGUUCUCGCAACGAUUGUCACCAGCUUAUCCAACUUCAUGAACCUAACUCCGCAAUCCGACCUCGACUUCACAGACGUUCGCGGCGAAGGCGAAGACGCAGAAGAAAGGCAGGAAGACAAGCUCCUUCCAGACGAUUCCGGCUACGAGACCGGCUCGACCGCUUCCACACCUUCUGGGGCCGCUGCUCCGGGGAAGAAGAGCCUUUCCAUCCAACCUAGGAGGAAGAAAAAGGUCGCGGAUACUUGGGACGAAGAUGCGGACAAAGAAGAAUUUGAGAUCGAGGUUGCGGCCAAGAAGGAAAAGGCGGAGGCUAAGGCACGGGCCUUGGAAGAGAAGCCGGCUUGGGAGGAAGGCACCGGACUGUUGAACGUACUCAAAGCGUUCAAGGCGUUGAAGGAGGAGUUUGAUACGAAGUUCAGGGCUAUGUGGGCUUGAUUGAGUCCUGGGAUAAGCGUCGCCCGGCACGAAAUAUGGAUUCAACAUGCCAUAUUCGUGGGUUACCUUCGCGUCCUGGGCUACAUCGCAUCACAGAUUUGAGCUAGGGGAAAAUUGAGACAGUGAUACAGGUAUAGAGCAAGACAUACACCUUGUAAUAAAUAUUAUCCAGAGGGUAUAAAUAUACCGUCGCGCACUGCUG
Molecule: messenger RNA, 5905 nt
Organism: Trematosphaeria pertusa
Lineage: Eukaryota; Fungi; Ascomycota; Dothideomycetes; Pleosporales; Trematosphaeriaceae
Product: P-loop containing nucleoside triphosphate hydrolase protein
Exons: 5
Coding region: 169-5703 (1844 amino acids)
Cellular component (GO): cytoplasm
Molecular function (GO): ATP binding; nucleic acid binding
Source: RefSeq, a predicted model, not a curated record